GAAUUCUCUAUCAGGUGGAUAGCUGGACAUGAGGGUAUACAAGGUAAUGAGCUUGUGGAUGAGGAGGCCAGGGCAGCCGCAAGCUCUCGACGCAACUCUAGCCCCAAAGCGUCCCUCCCGCUGUACUUACGACGCAGGAAGCUCCCGCGCAGCAUCUCGGCACUCAAGCAAGAUUAUAGAAAGGAGCUAUAUGCUCGCUGGAAGGAGAUAUUGUCGGAAUCGGCGCGUAGCCGCCAUUUCCAGACCUUCCACCCCUCCCUUCCGUCCAGUUCUUAC
Messenger RNA from Coniophora puteana RWD-64-598 SS2, 276 nucleotides. RefSeq lists its product as uncharacterized. The record is from RefSeq and is a predicted model, not a curated record. The annotation marks the transcript as partial. Lineage: Eukaryota; Fungi; Basidiomycota; Agaricomycetes; Boletales; Coniophoraceae. Gene Ontology annotation, molecular function: RNA-DNA hybrid ribonuclease activity; nucleic acid binding. The transcript has a single exon.